UUUACUUCAUGGUGAAUCGUAGAAAUAGUUUCGAUUUGCUUUACCUCUUUUAUUUCAUACUCAAAACGUAUGAACCCUGCGUCAGAUGUACUAAACACAGGGUACAUUUCGUUCGCGAACUUAAAACAAAGAAAUUAUGGAGGCGUCCGAGAGUCGUGUACAAGAAAAUCGAACACAGGAUGGUGAAUAUGGAUUUGUUUGGCAAGAUUAUCUUGACGCCACAGAGAGUGUGGAAGUCCCACAAAUUAUGUUUCCUCACGUCGAGUUGACUCUGCAGAACAAUAUUGAGAUUGGCAUGGCAUUAGAAGUACCAGUACAAAAGAAUAAUGAUCAAGAAGAGACGUAUUGGGUAGCUUAUAUUGUCAUGGCUUGUGGGCCUUUGCUAAGGUUGCGUUAUUUUGGUGGUGAUGACAGAUCAUUAGAGUUUUGGUUUAAUCUUACAAAAGAAGCUGGCCAUGAGAUUGGUUGGAGCUUAAAAAAUAAUAAAAAAUUGGAACCACCUGACUCUAUAUUUGAAAGAUCACCAGACUGCAUAGAUAAGUUGCGCGAAUUUCUUAUAACAGCACGUGCACUUCCAUCUGAGAUGUUAACAGGGAAUGGUCUCAGUAUGACAGAUAGAAUUGAGCAGGAUAUGAAAGUAGAAAUAAGUGAUGUAUUACAUCCCUAUAAACUAUGGGUAGCUACGAUUAUUGAAAACAUUGGAGGGCGUCUUUUAUUAAAAUACGAUACGCCGGGUUCUUUUCGCGAAAACUUCUGGGUAUUCUGUACAUCCGAACGUUUACACUCAUACGGAUUUACAUCUAAAUCAAAUUCUACUUGGUUCUUAGAACCACCCACUUCGAUAGUUGAUUUACACACGUACGAAGAAUGGAAGGACUUGCUAGAAUCUAAACCAAAAGAUUGCGAGCCACCAGAAGAAUUAUUCAACAAUAAUAUCGAUCACCCGAAGCAUAGUUUUCAGAUUGGGAUGAAAAUGGAAGCCUUAUGUCCAAAAAAUUGUACAAAAAUCUAUCCAGCUACUGUAUCGAAAGUUUUCGACGACACAUAUUUUCUUGUAAAUGUGGAUACACACAUUAAUCGUUUAAGUGGACCAGAAGAUGCACCCGUCCCCAAUAAUUCAGAAAAUAAUACGUGGCUAUGUACUGCAGAACAUCCGUAUGUAUUUCCAAUUGGAUGGGCAGAAAAACACAAUAUUAAGAUUAUUCAGCCGUUAGGUUGGACCGGAAAGACUGAAAACUUUGACUGGAAUGAAUAUUUAGAAAUGUUUCAUGCUAGUGCUGCACCCGAAAGUUUGUUUGUUACUCGCGAGAGUGCUGCUGAGGCAGGCUUCGAAUGCGGUAUGAGACUGGAAGCUGUCGACCCAGAACAUGAAGAUGUGAUAUGCGCCGCUCACAUCACUAAGAUCGUCGACAAUCUCUUAUGGAUUAAAUUAGAUAAUUACGAACAUUGCCGGCCAGAUCACAUAGUCGACAUGCGUUCCUUGAAGAUCUUUCCUGUCGGAUGGUGCGAGUCCAAUCACUACCCGCUGAAACCACCAAGGGAUUAUGUCGAAGUGUGUAAAAAGCUGCAGACACCUGUAAAAGAAGAAAAGAACAAUGUUUUAGACAUACCGAUAUCUGAGCCACGAUCUUCGCUCUGGUGUCCAAAAAUAUAUUUUAAUUACCGAUGUUUCACAGGCCCAAUGAUCUCAAAGGGUAAAUUAGCGACUCUUCCAAAAGCAGUAGGACCCGGACCAGUUGUAUUGGUCAUGCGGGAAGUUUUGUCCAUGAUUGUAUCCGUUGGCUAUAGGAGCGCUAGAAUACUGAAGGUAUUACAAUGCGACUCCAAACCAGAUCCCGGCUACCACUUGGAAGUUUUGAAGGCGAAGCACAAGAAUAACACUUAUCGUGCGAAUGUGGCUAUUGUUACAUCCGGAGAUAUGGUAGCUGACUUUUGCCGGAACAUAUGCAAGAAAUUAAUGGUGUGUCCAAAUUUAUUCGGUCCAUUACAUGUCCCGGAAAAUCAAUGUCCAGACGAAUGCUACAAAACAUCCAAGACAAAAUAUACAGCGUCGGUUGGAACUGGAAAAAGAGGAAAGCCGAAAGGAUAUACGAGUAUCAUGGUGCAAAAGCCGAAACCCUGGGGCAGAAGACGUAAAAGGAGACGGGGUAGAUGGGCGAAUAAACAUAAGGAAGUUCAUGACGAAGAUGAUCAUGAAGAAGAAAUGCCAUUUAUGCCGUUAAAUCUGGCAAAGCAUGUCUCGGAGAGUCUUGAAGAGACGUUCGACGGGAGACAACCGCUCUCGGAAAUAGAUAUUAUGAUUCAGAAAGGAUUAGAGAAAUCCGACAAGUCGGAUGAUUUUAAGACUGAAACACCUUCCAGUAAUGUCUCGGAAGAUUCUGGUAGUUCGUUCAACGAUAGAAAGACGAAGGACAGGGGGCCGUGUAGCCCUCCUAGUCUGAAUUCUAAACAACAUUCCACGAAAUUCAAUCAAAAUUCAGGAAUCACCAGAGGGAACCUUAAGAGGGAACGAGAUUGGGAUACGAGCAUAGAAUCUGAUUGCUCUGAGGCAGAUGCCGAGUAUGUGAGGAUGCAGAAAACGCAACGACGACCGAAGACCCGAAAACUUGAUUCAAAUCCUUUAUUCUGGUCCGUAGACGACGUGUUCCGGUAUCUUAGAAAAACGAACGAUUGCAAAGAUCUCGCAUACCGUGUCAAGGAGGAGGAAAUUGAUGGUCUUGCAUUUUUGCUGCUGAAUCUUCCCUCUCUUACUCAACAUAUGAAAUUGCGAAUGAGUGCGGCUAUGAAGCUAUGCCGGCAUGUAGAACAAGUAAAGGUCACUUUUUUUCUGCGACAUAUUAAUGAAGUACACCCUGAGUAGUAUCAAAUUGUCCAGCCAAUCAUUUCAUAACGUAAUUUUUUUUUUCUUUCGUGACAUAAAUGUGUGUACACUGCACUAUGUACAGUUACAUAUGAUCACGAAAAGUAAAGUAAAAAGAAUGUAUAUUAUAUUUAUAUAGUAUAAUAUUGUUAAUUUAUAUUAGAACAUAAGACUAUUAUUUUUAAAUGUAUUGUUCUUAAGCGUGUAAUUAAGGCGUUACGCGUAGCAAACUGCAUGCAAUUUUACUCAACAACAGUAUUUCUUUAUGCAAUCUAAAUUUAUAUUAUGCUCUAUUAAAUUAUUAUUGUUGACGUUGUGAUUAAAGCAGUAAAUAUGAAAGUUAAA
Molecule: messenger RNA, 3205 nt
Organism: Harpegnathos saltator (Jerdon's jumping ant)
Lineage: Eukaryota; Metazoa; Arthropoda; Insecta; Hymenoptera; Formicidae
Product: scm-like with four MBT domains protein 1
Exons: 7
Coding region: 137-2860 (907 amino acids)
Biological process (GO): negative regulation of DNA-templated transcription
Cellular component (GO): nucleus
Molecular function (GO): chromatin binding; histone binding
Source: RefSeq, a predicted model, not a curated record